Messenger RNA from Seriola dumerili (greater amberjack), 4492 nucleotides. RefSeq names its product limbic system-associated membrane protein-like (gene lsamp). The record is from RefSeq and is a predicted model, not a curated record. The annotation marks the transcript as partial. Gene Ontology annotation, cellular component: plasma membrane. The transcript has 4 exons. NCBI's taxonomy places the organism in Eukaryota, Metazoa, Chordata, Actinopteri, Carangiformes, Carangidae. Gene Ontology annotation, biological process: homophilic cell-cell adhesion.
CAGAGCCGUUGGAUGGAGAAGAGUACCUGGACAUUAUAGGCAUCAUGCGAAACCAAGCGGGGCGUUACGAAUGCAAGGCCAGCAACGAUGUCGCCACGCCGGAUGUCAAAUACGUCAAUGUGGUUGUCAACUACCCUCCGACAAUAAAGAAAACCCAGAGCUCAGAGACUCAGGUGGGCCGCAUGGGGACGCUGCAAUGUGACGCCACCGCUGUGCCCACACCAGAGUUUGAAUGGUACAGAGAUGAAAAAAGGCUGUCCAAUACCCAGGGCAUCAAUAUCCAAAUUCUUGGCACUACCACUAUUCUCAUGAUUGCCAAUGUCACCGAAGAGGAUUAUGGGAACUAUACCUGUGUGGCCUCGAACCGACUGGGCGUCCAGAAUGCCAGCCUUUUCCUCUAUAGACCCGGGACAGGCCGUGAUAUCAACGGCGCUGCCUGUGUAUCUCAAUCACUGUGGCUCCUGCUGGCCUCCUUCGCCUGCCUUUUCUUCAAGUGUUAAUACCGCUGUCUCCCUCCUCCUCCUCCUCCUCCCUCUCCCCUUCUGGCCUUUCUUCCUCCUCCUCCUCCUCCUCCUUGUCUCCGACUCACCGACAUCCUUAUUGCUACCUUAUUACCUACUUUACCACCCUUCCAGACUGUUUGCAUCAUGAUACGAAAACCUUACGUGCUCACGAGCACUGCUUACAGAUAUAACGAAAAGCGAUGGGUUAUGAGUAAAAAUGUAAGACGAACAACAACAAAAUAAAAAAAACAGUGAAAUGAAGGACAGAACAAGCAAACAGUUCUCUUUUAAAGAAAUGCAUUGCUCUUUUUAAUUCAUAUGCACUUCUUUGUUUCUGCUAUAUCUUGUCUUUUGGGGGUGUGGAUCGGGUUCAGGAUUCAUCAUAUUUUUGUCUUCACGGGAAUGAAAGCAGAGGCACCCUGCUCACAGGGAUGCCAACAAUCAUUUGUCUCUAGAAGUACUAAAGACAUGAGAUAUGUUUCUUCUUACUCCCAUUAUGUUAACUUAAAUUGUAGAUCUAACCGAGUGUUUAACCAGUGCAUUAAUGAGCAACAUGCAAAGUAUCUGCCAAAUAUACAUACAAUAUACUGUAGAUUUGAAACUAACACAUACAGAAAUCAAAGGGAGAACACAGCAGCUGAUUGUGUAAUGAGAUUAAAGCUUGAUAUUAAAAGUCUGUACGACCAUAAUCUAAUGCUAUUAGACUGAAACUCAUAUAUAUAAAGCAUUAGCAGGGUAUCUCUCCAAUCAGUGGCAUUGUUUCUAGAUGCAGCAGUCACUUGGGUUGUUGCCGUCCAGCCCAGAAACCGAGGAUGCAGUGAAUAGAAUUGACUUGAUCCUAACUGAGCUAAACCAAUGCAGAGUGCACACCUGAGGAAAUUAGUUAAUCUGGUGAUGGAUGUCUACAUCCAUCUUCAGUGGCUUUACAACCACUCGCCUUUAUUCCAAAAGAAUCCCUCUUUUCUUUUUGCAGCAGGACUCUCUCUCUUAAAAUAGAAACACAGUAGGUUAUAACGACGCGUACUGUAAAUAGUAAAAAUUUUGUAUUUCUCUAUGAUAAGACAAACGUGUUCUGCCGCUGUAACAACUGGAAACAGAGAAGAUUGUUGCGGUGUAUGUUGCUCGUCUGAUGACCAACCAACCGUACUGUGCAGUGUGUCUCUGCUCCACAGGCAGGCUGCACCGUGUUUGGCUACAUAUACUGUACUACAAAACAGUGUUUGCUUUUAGUUUAUAAGUUUUAGGAUCAUUCUUCUAUACUGCUGGAAUUUGGAUAAAAAAAGUAUGACACCAAUGAAUGACUCACUUUUUAGUUUUUCUCUUUCAAAGAAGUAUGUGUGUUUUAAUAUGAAAUGAUACAGAAAAAUUCAUAAUAUAUUGAUAUUGAGGUUAUUUUUUCUGUCUUUACCUCAUUCAUUUUAGUUGUGUGUGUAUAUAUACUUGAAUCCAAUGUCCUUAGACUAUAUGAAAAGGCAAAUUUUAUGUCUCCAUGUUUCUGAAUAGGAUAUAAUUUUGUUGAGGAUGGAUAACUUGCAGAUCUCUUGAACUGGCAACCCCGUUCUAUCAUGUGAACUGAAGCCCAUUACACAAUGAUGUUAAAAAAAAAAAAGAAAAAAAGGUCUAGCAUAAGUUUUGUGCAGUUCUUAUUGUACCUAUCCUUGAGAUGAUACAAGUACUGGCUUACAUGAUGUAAUAGAGAAUGGAAUAUUAUGUUUAGCUUACAAUGCUUGUCCAUGUACCAGGUAAUUAAUAUGAGAGCAGCCAAGAAAGCAAACAUUGCUUGUUCCCCUCAAUGGCCUUCAAGGCCACUGUACUGAUGCCUCCUUAACAAAAUAAUACCAUUACAUUACAGGUCCUACAGCUAAUUUUCUCUUCACACCAUAGAGUUAAUAUUUUGUAAAACUCACAAGAAGAAGACCUUUCAAACAGUGCAAUUCUUUCAGGAAACAGCUGAAAGGUCAUUGCUGUUGUGAUGAGAAUUGCAGAAACUGUGCACUAUUAGCUGCCUUUUUUGCCAUUUAUUUUGACCUACUGUAAGGUGACUAAUAGCAUAUGGACACCGGCGCCCAGCUCAGCUCCACGACUGGAUGUGUGUUCACAUCUCCGCUCUUCUAACAGCCGAGAUAGCUCUAGUACUGUAAAACACACGUGUAAUUACUGUCAUCCUUGUCAUCGCACAUUAAAAGACUUGUUCCUGGUGUUUUCAUUGUAAAUGCUUCUGAGGCCAUGGCGGUGUGACAUUGUAGUGUUGGUAAUGCCAUCUGAUCCGGUCUAAUUUUCAUGUAGGUGAAACUAUAGAUACAGAGCUGUACAGAGACUGAAACAGGCCACAAUUUUAACCAAAACUGAAGCAUUUAAACAGUUGAAACAACAUUUCUAUCGUCUCUAUCAGUAAAUCAGUCAAGGAAGUGAAAGAAAGCUGCUUGUUUUUAUGCUUUCAUCAUCUUACGCACGUGUUUUUGUUUAUUUUUUUACAACUGAACAAGUAACUCUGGUGUAGCCACUUUAAUGUGGAUUAACUUGACUCCUAAUGUUUUUCUACUACACUGGUAUUUCCGCAGGCUCUCCUAAUUGCUUUUUAGCCACUGACUAACCCAUACUUGAGGAUGCUAGUUUAUCAGCAGCAGCCAUUUUACUGUAGUAAGAAGUGAAUGACGUGGAAGCUGUGGCAAAAUUCUUCAUGAUCAGUUUGCAUGAGAGCAGUCUGUGCUACAUGUCUAUUCCAGUAAGUCUGUCUGUCUCACUGUGUGUCGCAUUAAAUAAAAAAAUUAAAAAAACAAAAAACAAAAAAAAAUCUCAGGGCAGAGCAAGGCUGGCCUUGGGCGGACACUCAGACAAACUCAAAUGUGCUUUUUUGCCAGAGGAAUCAACAGACGACCAGAGCAGGCUCAAAUAUCUUCAAAUUGUGCUCAGCAUUUAUUUUAACCUGCUUGGGAUGAAUGAUAGGUAGAAAUCAGUGCAUCAAGAGACUUUAAAGGACAGUAUAUUGACUGUCAUUCAUUGUUUAAACCUUCAUACCAUCCAGGUGAUUUGCAUAGGAGGCAAACCUCACCAAUUUGGGUGACCAAGUUUUCCAUGCAGGUUAAAAUCAGCCAACAAGCACUGACUAAUGAACAAAGACCACUUAAACAAAAGCCAUGGAGCUCUGUCUUAUCCAUAAAGCAGAAAAUGAAUAUGAAAUAGUGUAUUUCCAUUGCUGAUAAAGACCAACAGCCAGCCUAUGGACACAGCACCAACCCCCUGUAGACAGACCUGGAUAUCUACUGAAGACUGUAGAUACAGCUUUAGGUUUGCUAUUGACCAUUGCCUCAAAACAUCAUCAUCGCUUCACUGUACAAAACUGGCUUAUGUAUGUGCGCGUGUGUGCUCAUAAGAUUCUGUUCAUUCUUAUUAACCUACCUGAGGAGUUACAUACAUACAUGAGGCAUGAGAUACAUGAUGAGUUGGCCGAACAGCUAGCUUUCAACUUUCCACCGAGCUAUAUGGUUACAGUGGUAACCCUCAAUUUUAAGUUUAGAUUCUUUUUUUUUCUUUUCCUCCUUUGUGUGUAUAUACAGUAUGAUGUUUCUACAGUAGAAUGUUGUAAAGUCAGCAGAUCCAUAAGAUCAUGUUUAUACAACUCAACAUUUAAAAAUUUAAACAGCAAAUGUAACUAUCAUGUUUGUACUUCCCUUCCCUUUGUCAUGGGAAAUUAAGAUUCAAUCAUGGAUUAUGACACAGCAAUGUCCUGGUCUCUUUUUUUCUGUUUUAUUUUAUUUUAUUACGGCAUAAGGUAAUUGCAAUCAGUUUCUAAAAAAUGACAUGUAAUAAAAGGUAUAUGAGAAAAUGUUAAUUACGCAAAAUAAAGUUGUUUGAAUUCAGUGUUCUGUAUUUGAAUGUGACUUGAGAUGUUGGGGCAAGUAAGCUGUUUUUUUUUCUUUCUUUCUUUUUGGAGAUAGCUUGGAACACACAGAAACUCAAUGGCACUGUUGUGUUUAUCACCAUGUAAC